AUGAAAAAAUGUUGGGAUUCGGACCCCCUUAAACGACCAACAAUUGAAGAAAUAAAGGAAAAUCUAGAUCCCGAAGAACUUCGAGAGGCACAGAAAAAACGUGAAGAAAUGAUAAAAUCUGGAAUUCAAUUUGUAGAAAAACCUGGACUCAAACAUCCAAAGUCCUUUUCUUAUAGUAGAAAAUUGGAUUCUGUUAUUGAAAGUUCAAAGAUCACCCUAUAUAAUUCAUCAGAAUAUAAUUUCAGUAAUGCUUCGGAGAAUUCUCUGACAAAACAUGAAGCAGAAGAAAAUGAUGAUUGCCAAGAGACCAUAGAUG
This is a messenger RNA of Acaulospora morrowiae, 316 nucleotides long. The record is from the annotation of a GenBank genome assembly. NCBI's taxonomy places the organism in Eukaryota, Fungi, Glomeromycota, Glomeromycetes, Diversisporales, Acaulosporaceae.